Molecule: messenger RNA, 369 nt
Organism: Loa loa (African eye worm)
Lineage: Eukaryota; Metazoa; Nematoda; Chromadorea; Rhabditida; Onchocercidae
Exons: 2
Source: RefSeq, a predicted model, not a curated record
AUGCGUUUUGGUAGUAGCAAUGUUAGUGGACAAUAUGGUCGAACAAUUGAUGAUAUCUUUUCGGCGCAAGAAUAUCGUAAUUGGGCAUGUUUUGAUACGGGAAUUAGACCGGAGGAACGACAAUCAAGAUGGUCACAUACAUACGGUGAAAAACCUGGUGCAUCAAUUCGUAGCUCAUCACUUCCAUCAAGGGCUAUGUUAACUGCUACAAAUAGAUUUUCGCUUGGUCAUGAACGUGGUGAUGUAUUAGAUCGAUUACAUGUAUCACCAUUAAUGAAUAGACGGGUACCAUUAAGGAUAGCUGGACCAGGAUUUGAUGUUGAUACUCCAUUAGAUGUUACUUCACUUACAGGAAUUCUUAUUGUACAG